Molecule: messenger RNA, 1467 nt
Organism: Trichoderma reesei QM6a
Lineage: Eukaryota; Fungi; Ascomycota; Sordariomycetes; Hypocreales; Hypocreaceae
Exons: 2
Coding region: 1-1467 (488 amino acids)
Source: RefSeq, a predicted model, not a curated record
AUGAACAACUACGAUCCCUCCACCGGCCAGGUCUACCGAGAAUGGACAGUUGCAGGCCGCAUCAGCGCCAGCUCAGAUCAUGACUGGUCGCGGCGGCGGCCGUAUCCCCAGUUCAGGCCUCGCGGUCCCCGGGGCCCGCGGUCUCUGACGGACAUGGCCGUCAAUGUCAUUGCGGACAAUAUCGGGGACGUGUCGGAGGAGCUGCUCGGGGCGAUGCCCGUACAGCUUGUUUGGCGCAUAUGGCGCUUUCUAGAGGCAAGAGGCGUAAGCCUCCAUGCUUGGAAACUGUUCUCAGCAUUGCUCCUUCGGGAAGAUGAUGAGAAGAGCCUCGGGCUCUAUCGGUUUCGACAACACAUCUGCCAUCCCAACGUGAGUGACCUGAAGUGGUACACCAAGCCGCUCACGUCUCUGACGACAGAGUUCAUCACCCACCUCGUGCUGAGCGGCGGCAGCGAGUUCACCGUCCAUGACAUGCUCAGCUUGGCAGACUUGAAGAAUCUAGGCGUGUUGGAGAUCAUCCAGCCGGCCGAUGAGACGGGCGGCUACUUUCCGGAUGUGAGCGACAACCUCAUCCGCGGCUGGACGGAGACGCAGGAUCCCUUUCCCAUGCUGAGGAUCCUGAGGAUCUGGGGCGACCGCUCGACUUCGAAGAACUGCCUGCGCUGGGUCGCCAAGUUCCCCUCACUGGCGCUAUUUGACGUGACGGGCUCCAAGAAAGGCUGGGGCAACCCGAUGGAAGAGGCAGCAGAGGCCGGCUGGACAGUGACGGACCUUUCAGGAGGCCAGGAGAAUUCGCUGCUGAAGAACCUGAUGCUCCUCGUCCCCGAUGAGCACGUCAACAAGACGCGAGACUCGAUAAAGAGCGUCGACGCCGACUUGGUGACGCUCUGCAGCGAUUCCCAGUGUGCCAUCAAGUUUGUCCCCAACCGAGAGGCGCCACCUCUGCUAGACUACCUCACGGACACGGGCAAGGUGUAUCUGCCCUCCUGGGACCCAGAUGCCGCGUUGAGAGAAGCGGGAGCUUGCCACGGCGUUGCUUUUGAGGCAUGGGCCUUUUGGCUCUACUCGUUUCUCGGCCAGCUCAGCGGCGACAUUGACAUGGCGAACCAAGGUCUUUUUGUAGACAAGCAGGCCGUCGCUGGCCCGUUUGUGCUGCCGUCGCGGCCCAUGGCGUGCCUGUUUCUAGGGCACAGCGGGCGAGGAGGUAUCUCCUCGAAGCCGUCCUACGUGAGUCGGGGCUUGUUCUCGACGACGCGAUACAUCUUUACUCGCCAGAUGGAUGCGAGCCGGUACAACAAAGAGAAAUUUGACGACCAACAAGAGGAGGAAAAUGCCCACGGACUUGGGCAGGGGCACAGGCCCGGAAAGUCGAGCCAUGCCCUCAACAACGGGUUUCGCAUGGCCAACCCCCGGCCGACGCAGAAGAGGAAGCUACUGCACGAAAUGCUGCAUUCGCUUUCCCGAUGA